This is a messenger RNA of Oreochromis niloticus (Nile tilapia), 600 nucleotides long. RefSeq names its product claudin-4-like. Gene Ontology annotation, molecular function: structural molecule activity. The transcript has a single exon. Lineage: Eukaryota; Metazoa; Chordata; Actinopteri; Cichliformes; Cichlidae. The coding region runs from base 1 to 600 and encodes 199 amino acids. The record is from RefSeq and is a predicted model, not a curated record. Gene Ontology annotation, cellular component: bicellular tight junction; membrane.
AUGACUGCUGGUGUACGACAGCUUCUAGGCUUGGCCUUGGCCACCGUCAGCUUUGUGGGGAACAUCAUCAUCUGUGCUCUCCCACAGUGGAGAGUGAAAGAGUUCUGGCGUGAAGCUUAUCCCUUUGAAUCCAACGUCACUGUGUCUCUGAUGUUCUUUGAGGGUUUAUGGAAGUUCUGUGAAACCUCCAAUGUACUCCUGACUUGGUGCAAAAGGUAUGAUGAAACACUUGCGCCUAUAAGUACAGACCUGAAGGUUGCCAGAGUGCUCAUUAUCAUUGCCAUUAUCAUUGGUGUCUUUGGGAUCCUGCUUGGGGCUGCUGGGAGCAAAUUCAUCAACUUUGUGUCAGACGAAAGGAAAAGGAACAAAAUGGCUAUGGCUUCUGGAGUUGUUUGUCUCAUUGCAGGCAUAUUUGUGCUAAUACCAAUCAGCUGGACCACCACAUCCAUCAACAAUAAUUCCGAUCAAUUUCUGCCUCUUGGCUUUCAGAAGAGUGAGCUUGGAGCCUCGGUCUACAUUGGCUGGAUCACCACAGCGCUUCUGUUCCUGGGAGGAGGCCUCCUCUGCAGCUCCUUUAUCUGCCGUGGUAACUCUGACUAA